Mus pahari (shrew mouse) is the source of this 2017-nucleotide messenger RNA. RefSeq names its product terminal nucleotidyltransferase 5C (gene Tent5c). The transcript has 2 exons. The record is from RefSeq and is a predicted model, not a curated record. Lineage: Eukaryota; Metazoa; Chordata; Mammalia; Rodentia; Muridae. Gene Ontology annotation, biological process: mRNA stabilization. Gene Ontology annotation, molecular function: poly(A) RNA polymerase activity; RNA binding. The coding region runs from base 121 to 1296 and encodes 391 amino acids.
CAGCUGUUUAGGGGCCGCAGUCUCCGCACCGCUCCUGCUGGGGGCUGCCCACGCCAACCACCUGCCUCAGUCACCUCCUCUUCCAACGCCCAGCUUCCCUUGGCCAGAACAUCCCCUAAAAUGGCAGAGGAGGGCAGCAGUACCAAGGACUCUGAGUCCUUCAGCGUGCUCAACUGGGAUCAGGUUAGCCGGCUGCAUGAGGUCCUGACUGAGGUCGUACCCAUCCAUGGGCGAGGCAACUUUCCAACCUUGGAGAUAACUCUGAAGGACAUUGUCCAGACUGUCCGAGGCCGGCUGGAGGAGGCAGGCAUCAAAGUGCAAGACGUCCGGCUGAACGGCUCUGCAGCUGGCCAUGUUUUGGUGAAAGACAACGGCUUGGGUUGCAAAGAUCUGGAUCUGAUCUUUCACGUGGCUCUUCCCACAGAGGCAGAAUUUCAGCUGGUGAGAGAUGUGGUUCUAUGCUCCCUUCUGAACUUUCUGCCAGAGGGCGUGAAUAAGCUCAAAAUCAGUCCCGUCACCCUGAAGGAGGCGUAUGUGCAGAAGCUGGUGAAGGUCUGCACAGACACAGACCGCUGGAGCCUGAUUUCCCUCUCCAACAAGAACGGGAGGAACGUGGAGCUCAAGUUUGUUGACUCCAUCCGGCGUCAGUUUGAGUUCAGCGUGGACUCUUUCCAGAUCAUCCUAGAUUCUUUGCUCUUUUUCUAUGACUGCUCCAGUAAUCCCAUCUCCGAGCCUUUCCACCCCACAGUGAUCGGGGAGAGCAUGUACGGGGAUUUUGAGGAAGCCUUUGACCAUCUUCAGAACAGGCUGAUCGCCACCAAGAACCCUGAAGAAAUCCGAGGCGGGGGUCUUCUCAAGUAUAGCAACCUCCUCGUGCGGGACUUCAGGCCUGCGGACCAGGAGGAGAUCAAGACCCUGGAGCGUUACAUGUGUUCCAGGUUUUUCAUCGACUUCCCCGACAUCCUGGAACAGCAGAGGAAGCUGGAGACCUACCUUCAGAACCACUUCGCGGACGAGGAGAGGAGCAAGUACGACUACCUCAUGAUUCUUCGCAGGGUCGUGAACGAGAGCACCGUGUGCCUCAUGGGGCACGAACGCAGGCAGACCCUGAACCUCAUCUCUCUCCUGGCCUUGCGUGUGCUGGCGGAGCAAAACAUCAUCCCCAGUGCCACCAACGUCACCUGUUACUACCAGCCAGCUCCUUACGUCAGCGAUGGCAACUUCAACAACUAUUACAUUGCUCACCCUCCAAUUACCUACAGCCAGCCUUAUCCUACAUGGCUGCCCUGUAACUAACCUGAAGACCUGAGGGUUUCCACAGUGGGAACUCGGUUAGGGCAGGGACUCUCAGGUAGGAGAACCUCUUUCUAGAUGUAGGUGUUUGGCUUUCGAAGGGGAACUCAGCUCCGACUCUGUUUUUCUUUUUGUACCCAUUGGAAUAGGACCACAGACUAUCGCGAGCCAACCCUAAAAGGACCCAUAGUUGAGUGCCACUCAGGGAGAUGCAACAGGAGGCGUGACUUCUCACCAUCUUUCUAAGAUAGUCACUAACACGUCACUCCCCAGACAUUAGCACAUGGGAUCUGAGCUCGGUACAGUCUCUGAGAUUGGGGGAGUCAGACAGCGUAUGAGGAGCGAUCCAGGCGCUCUCCUCCACUGAGUCCUCGGUAGAUUCUGCAGGCUCUCUCAUUCAGGAUUCUCAGCAGUCAUGUGAGAGAUGCACUGAUAGUCUCUCACUGGGUCAAUUUUAGCUCCCCAAACUGAUAAACCGUGAGGGUGCUCUUUGUGACUGAAUUUUCACUCACGGGACUAAGUUGUGUCUGUCUAGUCCCCAUCGGCAAGAGCUGAGAAUUUCAUUCAUCAAUAAACCAAAGCCAAUAGCUGGAGACUUGAGAUCUGGUUGGAAGUGGUUUAUGGUAUAUGCUGUGCUUUAUCAAGGAAUUAUGAGAUAUUGUGGAGAAAAAAAAAUGACCUUUUUCUUGAAAUGUAACUUGAAAACAAAAUAAAAUGUGGAACA